AUGUUACGUCAGCAUCAAUUUCACUUUGGUGUUGACAUUAAUUAUAAAAAACUUAUAAUGAAUAAAAUCAUAGCCAUUGCAGCGCCUCUCAUUUUGUCAGUUCUUCUUCACAUAUACAUUUUAAACCAAGAAUUAAUUCCAGAAGCCUAUUAUAACAUUGAAGAUUUGAUAACAUCUAAGGGCUAUAAUUUCACAUAUCACUAUGUAAUUACUGAUGAUGGGUAUAUACUAAAAGCAUUUCGUAUAUUUAAAAGCUCUCCAAACGGAAAACCAAUUCUUUUCAUGCAUGGAUUAGCUGGUAAUGCUGAUUGCUUUUUAAUAAAUAUCAACUCAAAAGCGCCUGCGUUUCGACUGGUAGAUGAAGGUUUUGAUGUUUGGGUACUUAAUAGUAGAGGAAAUAAUUAUAGUAGAAAUCAUACAAUUUAUGAUGUCGAAUCAAAGGAAUUUUGGGCAUAUACAGCUUCUGAUAUCACAUUUUAUGACAUUCCAACUUAUAUAAAAUAUAUCAAAGGUAUAACUGGAUAUGAUAAGCUUUCUUAUAUAGGCCAUUCGCAUGGAGCAUCCCUUAUGAUUGCUUAUCUUGCUCUGAAUUCCGAUUUUUCAGAGGAUAUAUCUGUGGUCAUAUCAAUAGCUGGAAAUGGUCCUCAAGUUAAUCUAAGGUCGUAUAUGGUUAAACUAGCUUUAUCUAAUUUUUUUUUGGACUUUGCAGAUUGAAUUGGAAUUAAAGUGGUUAUGGAUUCUCCGUCAUAUUGGGUUGCUAAGCUUAUUCAAGUAUUUCCUAUGGGCGCUUAUUAUCUUAGUAGAGAUAUUUAUGAUUACACAAUUCAUAAAGACAAGCCUGAAGGAAUAGCUUAUUAUGCCUUAAAAUUUCAAGGUGGGGUGGGCAUAAAUUCUCUAAGAUAUUGCAAAUCGCUUAUAGAGAGCCAUGGGUUGAUCCAGCUAUACGAUCAUGGGCCAAUUAAGAAUAUGGAAUUAUAUGGAAGUAUUGAGCCUCCUAUAGCAGAUUACUCUAAAGUCAAAAGUAAAAUUGCAAUUAUUGGAGGAAAGUAUGACAAGUUAAUACAUCCUGAUGAUACUUUUUCUCUAUAUAAAUCUUUGCCCAAAGAAAUUGUUAUUCACUAUAAAAUUUAUGAGCAUGACCAUGGAACUUUUUUGUUAUCCAAAAAUAUGGACUAUCUAGAAGAUGUUAUUAGGAUUCUUAACUCAAAUAAAUAA
Molecule: messenger RNA, 1215 nt
Organism: Blepharisma stoltei
Lineage: Eukaryota; Ciliophora; Heterotrichea; Heterotrichida; Blepharismidae
Source: the annotation of a GenBank genome assembly